Vidua macroura (Pin-tailed whydah) is the source of this 2041-nucleotide messenger RNA. RefSeq names its product zinc finger protein 639 (gene ZNF639). The record is from RefSeq and is a predicted model, not a curated record. Gene Ontology annotation, molecular function: RNA polymerase II transcription regulatory region sequence-specific DNA binding; DNA-binding transcription factor activity, RNA polymerase II-specific. The transcript has 6 exons. Gene Ontology annotation, cellular component: nucleus. Lineage: Eukaryota; Metazoa; Chordata; Aves; Passeriformes; Viduidae. Gene Ontology annotation, biological process: regulation of transcription by RNA polymerase II. The coding region runs from base 516 to 1952 and encodes 478 amino acids.
UGUGACUCACGGCCCGGCCCGCGGCUCUCCGGUGCGGCCCCGGGCCGGGCCCUCUCCCGCCACCCCUGCGGGGUCGCGGCCUCGCCCGGGCCCGCGGCUGCGGGGCCGCCGCCGGGGCGGAGCGGUGCCUUUGCCGCGCUCCCGCCAGGGGCUGCCCGUGCGGCCUCCGCGCAGGCCGCGCCGCCCCGGGGCCGAUCGGGAUCCCGGUUCUCGGGGCCUGGAUCCCGCUUUUCAGGGCCAGGAAAGCGGCUGGAAUAGAACCCGCCUUGCUGCCCCGCGGUCCGAUCCGUGCAGAAAAGGCUGAGCUUUUCACGCGCGUUACCUGGGGUGAGACUUGCGGUGUCAGGGCGCUAUCGGUUCUUCCCUUGUAAUCACAGGAAAUCACCCCACAGGUGAAAGUCGUUGUGAGCUGAUGCAUUCUCUACGUUUGGAAGCUGUGUAGUCACCAGCUUCUUAGCUGCUCUGCUUCCUGAUACUGAAGAGUCUAGGAUUUUUGUUCAUGUAGACUGUUCAAAAUGAAUGAACAUCCUAAAAAGAGGAAAAGGAAGACUCUGCAUCCUUCUCGUUACUCAGAUUCUUCAGGUGCAAGCAGAUACAUAGACAACAGUGGAAUUUUUUCUGACCACUGCUACAGUGUCUGUUCCAUGAGACAGCCAGAUAUAAACAGAGGUAGAUUCCACAGUCCUGUGCAGAGCCUGGACACGGAUGAUGACGGGAGUCCGGUGCAUGCCGGGAGCUCUCACUGGAGCGGGGCACACUCAAACGUUGGGAUGCACUGCACAGACCCUAAAAAGAAGGAUAAAGAUAAAGGUACUAACAAUGGAAUGUGCAGAGACUUGUGUGACUCACCUAUAUUCAGUGACAGCCCCACAGAAGAAGAGAAACCUCUAGAUAUCCAAACUGUAGAAAUUUCUACAACAGAAGUGAAUGCAGUAGAAGUUCACGAUAUAGAAACGCAGACUGUGUCACCUGAGAAGCUGGAAGCUGAGGACCUUGAGGAAAUCCCUCUGGAGACGUGUAAAAUCUUUGAGAAGAACCAGGCUUUGAAUAUCACAGCUCAACAGAAAUGGCCCUUGCUGAGAGCCAACAGCAGCGGCUUGUACAAGUGUGAGCUCUGUGAGUUCAACAGCAAGUACUUCUCUGAUCUGAAGCAGCACAUGAUCCUGAAGCAUAAGACAUGUACAGACACUCAUGUCUGUAAAGUUUGUAAAGAAAGUUUCUCCAGCAAAGUGCAGCUCAUUGAACACGUAAAACUACACGAGGAGGAUCCAUACAUCUGUAAAUACUGCGAUUACAAAACGGUGAUUUUUGAGAAUCUGAGUCAGCACAUAGCAGACACUCACUUCAACGACCACCUUUACUGGUGUGAGCAGUGUGAUGUGCAGUUCUCCUCCAGCAGCGAGCUGUACCUGCACUUCCAGGAGCACAGCUGUGACGAGCAGUACCUGUGUCAGUUCUGUGAGCACGAGACAAACGACCCCGAGGAUCUGCACAGCCACGUGGUGAACGAGCACGCGUGCCGGCUCAUCGAGCUGAGCGACAGCUACAACAACAAGGAGCGUGGCCAGUACAGCCUCAUCAACAAAAUCAGUUUUGACAAAUGCAAAAACUUCUUUGUGUGCCAGGUGUGCGGCUUUAGGAGCAGGCUGCAUACAAAUGUCAACAGGCAUGUAGCUAUCGAGCACACCAAAAUAUUCCCUCAUGUUUGUGAUGACUGUGGGAAGGGAUUUUCAGGUAUGUUGGAAUAUUGCAAGCACCUAAGCUCUCAUUUAUCUGAAGGGAUUUAUUUGUGUCAAUACUGUGAAUAUUCAACAGGACAGAUUGAAGACCUUAAAACUCAUUUGGAUUUCAGGCAUUCAGCAGAUUUGCCUCAUAAAUGUACUGAUUGUUUAAUGAGGUUUGGGAAUGAAAAAGAUCUUUUAAGUCAUCUUCAGAUACAUGAGACGGUGUGAUUUGCUUUCUUUCCCUGUAAUCAAUUUGUUAGAAUUUGAAUUAAUUUCCAGUCACUGGAAUGUGAUAUUAAAUGCAAUUUUAACAGCAA